Molecule: messenger RNA, 4948 nt
Organism: Gopherus flavomarginatus (Mexican gopher tortoise)
Lineage: Eukaryota; Metazoa; Chordata; Testudines; Testudinidae
Product: RING finger protein 145-like
Exons: 21
Coding region: 49-3381 (1110 amino acids)
Cellular component (GO): endoplasmic reticulum; endomembrane system
Molecular function (GO): ubiquitin protein ligase activity; zinc ion binding
Source: RefSeq, a predicted model, not a curated record
UGGCUUAGCCUCGCAACCCCUCCCCCCCGAGGGCUGCCCUUACCUGCCAUGGCCGAAGAGGCGUCACGGGGAGCCUGCGCCAGGCCUUCCGGCGGCCUGUCUGUGGUGCUGCCGGCGGGGGCGGGACUGGGAGAAAGUGAAAGUGACACAGAGGCCGCCGCGCCGCGGGCAGGGAACGGCCCCCCCGACCCCCCACCCCCGUUAGGGAGAGACCCCCCCCGGCGUGACCCGUCAGGUGGCCCCCCAGCGGCCUGGCCCUGGGGCCCGGCCAUGCCGCGGCUGGAGGAGGUGGCCAACGUGGUGCUGCGGGUGCCCAGUAUCGUGCUGCUGGACCUGCUCUACCGCUGGGAUGUCCAGGCCUUUGCUGAGCUGCUCCGGCCCAAGCAGGAGGAGGCGACGUGGCGGCGCCACGCCCUGUGGCACGCCUACUACCUGGGCCACGUGCUGUGUGUCGUGGUGCUGCUGCUCCCAGUCAGAUCCCUGGUGAGACUGUACCUCUACGGCCUGACACUGCUGCUCCUCUUCGUGGGGCACCAGACGGCCAGGGACUACAUGCGCCAUGAGAUGGAGGAUGAGUUCCAGGGGGCUGUGUACCAGGACCCUGUGGUGCUCAGACGCUUCGUGACCGCCCUGACAGGCCAGAUCUUUGUGAGCAUGCUCUGCGCCCUCCUGAUGAAGACCAAGCAGGUGUGGCUGUUCUGUGCCCCGCUGCUCCCACUGCUGGCCCGGCUCUGUGGCCUCCCCCUCCAGGCACUUCCUGUGGUCAACACCUUCGCAACCUCCGUCACUGUGGUGGAGGUGCUGUAUGUGGCCACCUCCCACCUGCUGGUUCCCUUCCACCUGGCCGCUGCGGCGUGCAGGGAGGUGGCUCAGGGACUGGAGGUGUACAGGCUGGUGGCACUGGGCAUGUCCCUCUGGAGCCAGCUGGCCGUCCCGGUGCUCUUCCUUGUCUUCUGGCUGGUGCUCUUCACCCUCCAGAUCUACUCUUUCCUGGCCUCUUCCAACAGCCUCCUCGCCCAGCAGGGGCUGCUUUUCAUCUUCCUCAGCAGCGUGGCGGAGUGCUGCGGCACGCCCUACUCCCUCCUUGGCCUGACCUUCACCGUCUCCUACCUCGCCCUGGCCGUGCUCAACCUUUGCAAGUUCUACCUGCUGGGCUACGACGCCUUCCAGAACGGCAACGUCAUGCACAGGGGUGUGACGGAGGGUGUGACGCUGCUGCUGCUGGCUCUCCAGACGGGGCUGCUGGACCUGCAGAUCCUGCAGAGAACCUUCCUCCUCAGCAUCAUCCUCUUCAUCGUGGUGACAUCGACCCUGCAGUCCAUGAUCGAGAUAGCUGACCCCAUCGUGCUGGCGCUGGGGGCUUCGCAGAACAGGAGCCCUUGGAAGCACUUCCGCAGCCUCAGCCUGUGCCUCUUCCUGCUGGUUUUCCCCUGCUUCAUGGCAUACAAGAUCGCUCGCUUCUUCCACAUGGACUUCUGGCUGCUGAUCCUGGUCUCCAGCUGCAUGCUCACCUCCCUGCAGGUACGGCCGGGCCCCCUUCUCCCUCCACCGACCCCCAGCCUCGCGCUCCCCUCCCUGCAGGUACGGCCGGGCCCCCUUCUCCCUCCACCGACCCCCAGCCUCGCGCUCCCCUCCCUGCAGGUACGGCCGGGCCCCCUUCUCCCUCCACCGACCCCCAGCCUCGCGCUCCCCUCCCUGCAGGUACGGCCGGGCUCCCUUCUCCCUCCACCGACCCCCAGCCUCGCGCUCCCCUCCCUGCAGGUACGGCCGGGCUCCCUUCUCCCUCCAUCGACCCCCAGCCUCGCGCUCACCUCCCUGCAGGUACGGCCGGGCCCCCUUCUCCCUCCACCGACCCCCAGCCUCGCACUCCCCUCCCUGCAGGUACAGCCGGGCCCCCCUUCUCCCUUACCGCCCCCUAGCUGCACACUCACCUCUCUGCAGGUACGGCCGGGCUCCCUUCUCCCUCCACCGACCCCCAGCCUCGCGCUCCCCUCCCUGCAGGUACCGCCGGGCCCCCUUCUCCCUCCACUGACCCCCAGCCUCGCGCUCCCCUCCCUGCAGGUACGGCCGGGCCCCCCUUCUCCCUUACCGCCCCCUAGCUGCACACUCCCCUCCCUGCAGGUACGGCCGGGCCCCCUUCUCCCUCCACCGACCCCCAGCCUCGCGCUCCCCUCCCUGCAGGUACGGCCGGGCCCCCUUCUCCCUCCACCGACCCCCAGCCUCGCGCUCCCCUCCCUGCAGGUACGGCCGGGCCCCCUUCUCCCUCCACCGACCCCCAGCCUCGCGCUCCCCUCCCUGCAGGUACAGCCGGGCCCCCCUUCUCCCUUACCGCCCCCUAGCUGCACACUCACCUCCCCGCAGGUACGGCUGGGCCCCCCUUCUCCCUUACCGCCCACUAGCUGCACACUCACCUCCCUGCAGGUACGGCCGGGCCUCCCUUCUCCCUUACCGCCCCCUAGCUGCACACUCACCUCUCUGCAGGUACGGCCGGGCCCCUUUCUCCCUGUACCGAUCCCCAGCCGGUCGCUCCCCUCCCUGCAGGUGAUGGGCACCCUCUUCGUCUACGCGCUCUUCAUGAUCGAGCUGCUCCAGGAUGCGCCCCUGGAGAAGACAGACGAGAUCAUUUACUACGUCAAUGCGGUGAGCCGGGUGCUGGAGUUUCUGGUGGCCGUCUGUGUGGUGGCCUACGGCACCUGGGAGUCCAUCUUCGGCGAGUGGAGCUGGAUGGGCGCCUCCGUCAUCAUCAUCCACUCCUACUUCAACGUGUGGCUGCGGGCCCAGUCGGGCUGGAAGAGCUUCCUGCUCCGCAGGGAGGCCGCCAAGAAGAUCAACUCGCUGCCCAGGGCCACCAGGGGGCAGCUGCGGGACCACAACGACGUGUGUGCCAUCUGCUUCCAGGAGAUGACCGUGGCCGUGAUCACCGACUGCGGCCACUUCUUCCACACGGGCUGCCUCCGCAAGUGGCUGUACGUGCAGGACACCUGCCCCAUGUGCCACCAGCCGGUGAAGCCUUCGGCCACCGAGGGGCCGCAGUCAAACGGGGGAGAGCGGGCGGAGCCAGAGCCCGAGCUCGUCCCAGAGGAGGGGCCACCUGAGGAUGCAGAUGCUGAGGCUGCGGGAAGGACAAGGACCCUGGGCCCCAGCAGGGCUGCUGGGGGCAGGGAGCCCAGCUGGCAGGAGCAGGAGAACCCAGCACUGGCAGAGCCCAGCAGGGCCGCUGAGGGCGAGGAGCCCAGCUGGCAGGAGCAGGAGAACCCAGCACUGGCAGCGCCCAGCAGGGCCGGGCUGCUCCCAGAAGCUGUGCACAGCAGAGAGGACGAGCCCAUGGACCCAGCUGGGAGCAGGACUCCCCCGCCAAUGUCUCGGGGUUGCGCUCCAUAGCAGCGUGCCAGUCCGGGGCACACAGCCCUGCUGGGAACCCUGCCCGCUCUGGAACGAGGAGCAGGCUCCUUGGGGAGCCCCAGCCCGACACCCAGAUGGAAGCACAGAGUGGAGCGGAGAACAUGGAGUGGGGCAGGAGCCGGGGCCGGCACGGACUCUGACGGCAGCCACUGCCUCUGUCAGUCUUCAGCCUGCAGCACCAGCCCCCCACCCCCAGAACCUGGGCUGGGGCAUCCCUGCAACCUGAGUGCUCAGCCAGUCGGUGCCAGCAGAGGCGGCGUGACGGCCGCUGCCGGGCUGGGAAGUGUAACUGCCCGUGUGCUGCCCUGGAACACACCCACUUAGCCCCACAGGACGGGCCUGAGUCUGCAGACUUGCUUCAGCUCCGGAGUCCCCAGUGCAGUGCCCACCCCAUGCGCAGCGCUGGGGAGGAGGCAGCAGGGCCCAGCACAGCCCUGCUCCGGCUGCACGGAAACAACCGGGAGGCACUUCCCUGGCUUGUGCUCCAUUACGAAUGGGCACCACCGGGCUGGGCUGCCCACAGUUACAGAAAGGGGGUGUUGCCGCUGGCUCGCUAGUCACUCGGCGGCGGCGGCUGCUAAGCUGAGUGCCAGAUCUGUGUGGGCUCUGCCCCAGUGCAGGGGCUCUCAGCCAGAAGGCAGCCGGGCGCACCCGCCCUUCCCUUCCCCCUGCCGAAGUGAGAGACGCCGAGACGAACUGGCCUGAUGGCUCUGGGGUGACUGGGGCGUCCUGCAGCUGCUUGGGACCAUGUGCAGGAAUGGGGAGGGAACCCAUCUGGGCGGGCCCUGUGCUCUCUAGGCCGGGCCUGUCAGCUCGGGCAGGGACAGAGGUGGCCUGCUGCACCACCGGUAUUACAAGACUCCUGGGGGGACCUUGGCACAUCCCAGGACUGGACCCUGGGCAGGGCAAAGUGCCCAUUCCCUCUGCUGGUUCAGCCUGCAGCAUCCCCUGCAGAGCCUGUCCCUGUACCAGGCCAGUUCUGCCCUGAGAGGAGUUUGCCCUGGCAGGGGCGGGCCAGGCUGCCACUGUGACACAAGGACGCGCAGCUAUGCACUAACAGCAGCCAUGUCUCACCCCAGAGGUGGCUGCAUACCAGUGGUAGCAAAGCAAGGACAGGCUGGGAAGUCUCCCCCCAUUCUGUACUCUGCCCUCUGGGAAGUAUUUAUCCACCACAGGUCAAUGCCCCAAGGGAAUGUGGCGAAACGUGAAUAGAAACCCCCUUUCGUUUUUAACGUCUCAGGGAUUAGGAAUUCCAAGGAAGCUGUGGCUUCCCGGAGAUGGACGGGUCUUGGUAGAGCUAGGCUGGGCAUGUCUGCGCAGCAUGUCGGAUCCGUUCCGUUUGGAGUGAGGUGUUCGAUCACCGUCAGCUCUCUCUUCCCUUUGGAAGGGACCCAUCCAGCCUUAUUCAUGGUACCUUUGGGUGAUCAAAGCGCCUGGAAUUUGCAGAUUCCCAUUAAAGCUGUUAUGCUGCGAGGGCCGUUUGCACUCGGUCCGGCGACCAGCACAGGGUGGCUACAAAAGUGCCAGUAAAAACACAGGGAACGUU